AUUCACCCUGGGAACUAACUAAACUCCCUCGUAAACUUGGUGUGUUGGUACAUGGUGCAGGUGAAAGAAGGAAGACGUGUGUGCAGGCAGGCAGCACAGGAAGAACCUUGAAGCGAAUAGUACUUGUCUUCUAAGCUUUUGCUUAGUUUUUCUCUCACCAUUUUACUGGCGAAAGCAUGCAGUGAAGCGGCACUAACGACCCCAGCAGGAGGAGCACAGCGAGAGGAUCCGUUCGCGAUGGGGGGCUGUGAAACUGGGAUUCGCUUUUUAAUGUUUCUUACUAAAAUCUUUAGAAAAUUACUGUUAAAUUGCAAAAUUACACAAACUUUUGCGAAGCGAGGUCAUUUGAAAUAUAAGUAGUGAGAAUACUACUCAAGCGUCUAGCGUCAAAUGUUCAACCAAAAUUACUAUUCCCAACACCGCAGUUUUGGGUGUAGUUGGUGGAAACUGCUUUCUCCUACUGAGUUUGAUGGCGCGUGGUGGUGUCCAGAGCAUGCAAGCAUUCAUUGUUUGCUCCGCAAACAUAUCAUUAUCAUAAUUCUCGAAAAGAAAAUAAGACUGCUUAGAAGCUUUAGGCAGAAAUUUAAGGACCGGCUUGAUGCAUGUACCGAAUGGUUUAGGAUAAAAAGUAUUAAGUUUUGAAUCAGUAAUAAAGCAAGAUGUAUUAAUUUCUUUAAUUUAUCCGGCUAUUUAGCACACCGCCAAUAUUCAGAGAGGUAUAAAUAAGCAAUGUAAACACGGCUGGAAGCUCAUAAAUUGAACUGCGCCAGUGCCAGAUCGUGCCGAGAGAGCAACAAAAAAGAAAAGAAGCGAAAAUGCAUUCGAAAUCGGCGUCGAUAUUGAUGUUGCCCGUGCCAGAUGCUGCCGUUGAUGCUGGUCCAGGUCGGUUCGUGCCACGGGAAAAGUGAUGCCAAACGAAACCACGGGUGGAAGAUUCUAGUCGAAGGUGCUAGCCGUUGUAGUGGGUAGUGUGUGUGUGGAGAAGAACGACCCUGAACCAGUUUGGGGACGGGGAAGGAAAAAACCGGAAGUUGGCAUCGGACCAAGUGUGCGUGGGCGGAACGGACCGACGAAUUGGGCAAGUGCUUUUAGUGAAAUUUGGCUGCCGAAUUGCUCACCGUUGAAUGCCAGAAUUAGCGAUGGCCGUGCACAUUCUGGACGUGGAUCACUUUGCGAUCAGUGCGAUCGUGACGGUUUCGAUGCAAAUCAUAUUCUUCCUGAUCGCGGCGAUCUUCCAGCUGGACAAACUGACGGAUUUCGCCGGUGGAGUAAACUUUAUUAUCAUUGCCUUGCUGACCUUCUUCCUGGGUCAGAUUGAUAGAACACUAAAGCCUUACGAUAGUCGACAGCUCAUGGUGACGGUGUUUGUGUGCUUAUGGGGUGCGAGGCUGUCGGGAUAUCUGUUCUAUCGGAUUGUGAAAAUCGGACGCGACAAACAGUUUGAGGACAACCGCCGGAACGUCAUCCGGUUUGCCGUGUUCUGGACCUUCCAGGCCGUCUGGGUGUUUGUCGUAUCGCUGCCAGUUAUUAUCAUCAAUUCCCCGCGGCACUCGAUACCGCACGCGCCCCGCACGAUGACCACGCUGGACUCGGCCGGGACCGGAAUGUUCAUCACGGGGCUGUUGGCCGAAACGUACGCCGACCUGCAAAAGUUUUCGUUCCGCCAGGACCCGGUUAAUCAGGGCAAAUUCUGCAACGAUGGACUCUGGCGGAUGUCGAGGCAUCCCAACUAUUUCGGCGAGAUCGUUAUUUGGUGGGGAAUCUUCGUCAUCUCGCUGAACGUCAUCGACGGCAUCGAGUGGGUGGCAAUUAUGUCGCCAAUUUUCACCACCCUCAUCAUCCUGUUCCUGUCCGGCAUCCCCGUGCGGGAACGGUCCGCGGACGAAAAGUACCGAGAUGACCUGGAAUAUCGAAAGUAUAAAGCGUGCACGUCGCCGCUGAUUCCGAUCCCACCGGCCAUCUACUCCGAGGUUCCCCGGGCGCUCAAGUUCAUCCUGUGCUGCGAGUUUCCGCUGUACGACUCGCUGGACAAGCGACGCAAGGAGGACGGCCCAUUUGCCAUGACUACCUCUAUAUCAGUGGCCCAUUCGCAUUCGACCCACACCUAGCAAUCGGGAGGCGGACAUUACCACAAUUAUCCCGUGUCGUCCUCGUCGUCAUCGUACCACCACCAUAACCAACAGAACUCCCACCACGUCCAAGGCCAACAGCAGCAGCAGCAGCAGGUUAGUGGUGGUUCAACCUCCAAAGAUAGAAACAACUCCGUUGGACGAGCUGCCAGCUAUUCGUCCAGCCACCGGAGUGGCAGCGAUCGGCGAGGUGGUGGGGAGAAAUCCUACUACGGGAGCCACGACUUUGAGGAGGACAUUGUCCCGGAACGAAUUACCUGCAUUGCCAGCGGGGACGGUAACUACAUCACCGGGUCGGCACAGAUUACUACCAUUUUGUGAUCUCGUUCACAGAUGUUCAAUGUUAACUACGGCUAUACUCAUCACGGUAUACAUAGGAGAAAAAGCAAAUGUAAAAUGUUAUCAAACGCUGUGUUUAGAUUUUUUAUAGUUUAAUGAUUGCUAAAAGGCGCGUUGAACUCGAUUUAAGACAAAGUUUAAGAAAACAAAUGCCAAUUUUGAAUUGCCAACGCUUGAUUCGGUACAAUAUUGCCACAAACACGCUAGAAUCACGGGAAAAAGUUAACAUCUUAAGGAGAUUCAAACACUCGUACAAACAAAUUAAAUGCACCUCUCGCGCUACAAAUCGUUGCUAUCACCUUUCCAAAAACAACAACCAACAAAAAAAAAACAAUAAAUUGGCUUUGGUCAUGCAAUGUCUCCCAAAAACGUAUAAUCAGAAAGAAGUAAAUUCAACACCUUUCGCUAACAAGAAAUAAUUGGCAGUCGACCGCAGGUUUUCCCGUUUUAUGUGCACGAUUGCACUUGGCUCUCUCACUCUCUUGUUAUUCCGUAGCCUUUCAGGAAGAUUAGAUUUCAAAGGGAGUAAACCUCACACAUUUGCUCCGAUUUGGUUUAGACUAGUUGGUUUGGGGCUGCAGAAAUGGCAUCGCAGUAACGAUUUAUUGAAGUCAUCGACCACUAUUGCACUGGUUACCGGUGGUCCCAGCAUUUAUUUGAGCCAACUUUACCAUUCUUGGUCAUUUGAUGCCUCCACCAUGAUGGAGUUUCAUCCAAGUAGUCAAGUUGGUCGUUUUUCAGAUAGAGACAUGGCAGAUUUUUGAAUGACUAACUGAAAAAAAACAAACAAUUAUCUGCUUCUUCCAGACUAUGUUAAUUUAAUGUAUGUUGUUUAUUUUGUGAAGCUAUACUGCCGUUCUACGCAUAAUUGUCCCAUGUUCAAAAAAGUGCAACUGAGAAAAACGCGAUCGAGAAAAUGUCCCAAAUUGCCCCAGUUAGCACUUUAUCACUCUUAUUUGUAAUCCUCUUGCUAUACAAUAGGUAAACAAGACACAAUGCUUCGUCAAAUCAAUGAUUCCGUGAAUGAAAAUACGUGGUGGGACAAUUAUGCGUAGAAUUGUAACGAUUAGACCAGCGUUUCUCAACCGGUGAGGAAUUCCCCCCUGGGGGGGAAUUUGACCAAUUUUUAGGGGGAAUGAGGAUGCAAAAGAAAUCCGAUGUCUUCAUACAGGCGUGCAGAAAAAUUGUUCUUAUCUGACGUUCUUUAAAAGUUUCAUGAUCAGAGUACACAAAAAAAAAUCGCGAUUCAACCACUUAUUUUUAUUCGUUUUUACGAAGUUGACUUUAUAGCUGUCGGCCGCUAUUGCUAGUGCCAACCACUAGUGUCUUCCUUUUAAUUACAAGGACUUCG
Molecule: messenger RNA, 3819 nt
Organism: Culex quinquefasciatus (southern house mosquito)
Lineage: Eukaryota; Metazoa; Arthropoda; Insecta; Diptera; Culicidae
Exons: 6
Coding region: 1125-2108 (327 amino acids)
Biological process (GO): lipid metabolic process
Cellular component (GO): membrane
Molecular function (GO): oxidoreductase activity, acting on the CH-CH group of donors
Source: RefSeq, a predicted model, not a curated record